Molecule: messenger RNA, 1039 nt
Organism: Pelagomonas calceolata
Lineage: Eukaryota; Pelagophyceae; Pelagomonadales; Pelagomonadaceae
Source: the annotation of a GenBank genome assembly
ACCGAAAAAGAGAGACGUCUUGACGUAUAAAAACACUGCCGAGGCAGCGAGAACGCUCGCAUCGCGCACGGGAAGGAGCGACAAAGAGCACUGCACUGCACAGCUGCACACGCCGCCGCAGCGAAGGAGCGACAGCCAGCACUGCGUUGCACAAGGCGCACACGACGCCGCAGCGAUCCGCGAUGGCCACCGCACCCCCGAAGAAGCGCAAAGCCAAGGCCCCGCCGCCCGCCGGCUACGUCUGCAAGCUCUGCAAGGAGCCCGGCCACUGGGUCUACGAGUGCUCGCAGUGCGUCAAGAAGCCGAAGGUCGCCAAGGCGCCGCCGAAGCCGAACCCCUGCGUCUCCACGGAAGAGGCGCGCAUCAAGUGCCACUGCGGCCUGCGGGCCAUGAAGCGGCGGUCCUGGAAGGCCGACGCCGCGGCCCCCGAGCAGCGCUGGGUCUGCGCCCGCCUCAAGAAGCACAAAAUUAAAAGAGGCGACCAGAAUUUGAAGCCGUGCAAGUUCAACGUCGCCGUCGCGACGGCCGUGCCCUCUUCAGCACCACCGGCGAAGAAGCGCGUGAACACGCGGUACCUCCAGCGCGACCGGCGGCGGAAGCUGAAGCGCAAGGUUUUUGUGUCUGGCAUGCCCUUCAAGGCCAAGGCCGCCGAGUUUUUGGUUGAGUUCUUCCAGUCGCACAACGUCGCGCCGCCGGCGCGCGUCGCAGCGCUCGAAAAGGGCGGCCGGAAGACGGGCCAGGCCUACGCGACGUUUGAAACUACCGAAGCGGCCGACGCGGCGGUCGCGCUGUCGGGGACAAAGCUCGACGACGGCGCCCGCUGGCUGGAAAUCAAGCGCGUCGCCGAGAAGCCGCCGGCGAAGGACGCGACGACCGGCGACGGCGGCGACGACGACUCAUCGAGCGACGACGACUCGUCGAGCAGCGAUGGCGACUCGUCGAGCAGCGACGACGACGCCGCCGCGCCGGCGGCCGCCGCUGCCUCGAGCUCGGACGACUCGUCGUCGUCUUCGUCCAACGGCUAAAAAUGUGUGCUUUC